AUGGAUGUCUUUGACAUCUACUGGCGCGACCACAAAGGUGAUGAAAUGGAACCGACCACUACCGCAACCAUCUUCGCCCUUGAUGAUCUCAUCCGCAAGGAAACCAAACUUGCGGAUAUGAUCCGCACCACCAUAAACAAGUCUACCACAUCCACUACACCAAAGCACAACCCUACCUUCUUAAGAGCCUGGAAAAAUCAAAGACACGUGUAA
Messenger RNA from Necator americanus (New World hookworm), 213 nucleotides. RefSeq lists its product as uncharacterized. The transcript has a single exon. Bases 1 to 213 code for a protein of 70 amino acids. NCBI's taxonomy places the organism in Eukaryota, Metazoa, Nematoda, Chromadorea, Rhabditida, Ancylostomatidae. The record is from RefSeq and is a predicted model, not a curated record.